Molecule: messenger RNA, 1008 nt
Organism: Closterium sp. NIES-65
Lineage: Eukaryota; Viridiplantae; Streptophyta; Zygnematophyceae; Desmidiales; Closteriaceae
Source: the annotation of a GenBank genome assembly
AUGGAGUCAUCUGCUGCCAGGUCGGCACGCAAUUGUACCAUCGGCCCUCCUGGCUCUCUCUGGCCCACGCCCGUCUCUCUCCUUGCUCCUGGGGGUCCCAACCCUGCUCCGGGCCUUCUCGGCGCUGGCUGGGCCCGCAGCUUCUUCUUCGACCUCGUCCGGGCAGCGUCGGAGGCAGCGCCGUUCGCGGGAUCCGCACUAUCACCCUCCGCCUGGCCGGGCUCCCGCUUGUUUGUAGCCACGGCGGCAGCAGGAGUACCGUCACACACAGCGAAAGCCGUUACGACCACCUCCGCCCCUCCUGCAGCCGCUGCCUCCGUCGAUGCCCCCACCGGCCGUGGCGGUGCCGGUUCCUCAGCCUGUGACAGCGCUGCCCCCGAUCCCGAGCCCGGUCAAAAACCCUCUGCAGGUGGCAAGGCAAACGCGGCCGCGGCCAAGGGUGAAGAUGAGCCGCCGCCAGCGGCAACGGUAGCCUCAGCAGCCUCCCAUGCUUCCCCUGCAAUCUCUGCAAACUCCGUCGCCGCCGGCACCAUCUCCAUUGCCCUGAGAGCAGCAGCCCCUACAGGCAUCCCUCCAGUCGCCGCGUCGCCAGCAGCCGCCGUGUCCGCGUCCACCCUUGCCGCUGGCUCGUGGGUCUCUGCUCCUGCGUCAUCCUCAGCCUCCUCGGCAGCAGCAGACUCCGCCGCUGGUUUCUCGGGGUGCCUCUCCCAAUCCCCCUGCCCCGUUCUGCACGUGUAUCAAGCGCGUCUGUGGCUUGAAGAUGCGCCCCCCCCCCCAAUGGCGCUACAGGAGCAGGAGAAGGCCACUGCGGCGGCGAUGCAGAUGCUGCGCAUGCUGCCCUUGAUCGGGCUGGUGCCGGGUUCCCCUAGCUCCGCUUUGGGGCCUGGUCCUGCUUCUCUGAGGCGGCUUGCCCUUGCCGCCCUACAGGCACCACGCGACAUUGUGUCGGCUGCCGCGUCCGUGCUACGCUGGAUGGACGGGCGGCUUUCUUGGAUUCUGGCCGAGUAG